Messenger RNA from Eleginops maclovinus (Patagonian blennie), 3628 nucleotides. RefSeq names its product transmembrane and coiled-coil domain protein 3-like. NCBI's taxonomy places the organism in Eukaryota, Metazoa, Chordata, Actinopteri, Perciformes, Eleginopidae. The record is from RefSeq and is a predicted model, not a curated record. Gene Ontology annotation, cellular component: endomembrane system.
GUGUGUUGAAGAGGGCCGUCAGAGUGUGUGAGAGGCAGAGAGAGGGGGAGAAAAGGGGCUCAACAUGGACACGAGAUUAGGUCUGAGUUGUAAACUAGUCUAGCAUUGAAGCCCCAGCCGCUCCGGACUGACCCACUAACCCGGGUUUAUUAUGCCCAGCGCCAACGUGUCGGUGCGAAGUUUAUCCGAAGUGGAGAAAUACCUCAGCAGCCGGAUGGACCAAAGUUCUGAGGGCAGUUUCUCGAGCAUCCCCGGGUCAAUGCGGCGGGGCUCUUCAGAGACCGACCUGGAUCUGACCGAUGGAAGUCCUGGUCCUUCCAUGGGAAUCGACGUUCAACGUAGCCGUUCUUGCUUGGACAACCUCCAGCAGAAGAUCCUGAAAGUCACGGAGCAGCUGAAGAUUGAGCAGAUAGCCCGGGAUGAGAACGUGGCCGAGUACCUGAAGCUGGUGAACAGCGCGGACAAGCUGCAGGUCGGGCGCAUCAAGCAGGUGUUUGAGAAGAAGAACCAGAAGUCUGCUCAAAACAUCGCCCAGAUGCAGAAGAAGCUGGAGCAGUACCAUAGAAAGAUGAGAGACAGUGAAACGCAUUACAGCCCCUCCCCUCACCCGUUGCCUGUCAAACACAGCACAAUGCCCAGGGAGUCUCCUCGACAGCUGAAAGAUAUGACGGGCAGUGGCCGACACCCGACCAUGGACAAGAUCAAGACCAUUGGCCCAGGUGUUUCCCUCUCCCCUCCUUUCUUCUUUAGCAAGCCCCGAGAGUUCGCCAACCUCAUCCGGAACAAGUUUGGCAGCGCUGACAACAUCGCUCACCUAAAGAACUCUCUGGAUGCUUCCCCUGUGCUGCCCACUGACACUGCAAGCAAAGGACUGAGCAGCAGCACCUCCAUGGUGGGCAAGCCCAAGUAUCCCAGUGAUGAUGAAUGCUCCUCAGGGAGUGCCUCCAUUUCAGCAGACAGUAACGGCAACCCAGCAGGGCUGACUCCGGGCCAGCAGGCCAAGGAUGACAGCCAGAGCAGACUAGCUCUAAGCCUGGAGGAGGUGAGGGAGAUCAAGGAGGCCCAGAGCCAGCUGGAGGAGGAUAUGGAGGAGAUCAAGGCUCAGUUCAAGAGGGAGUAUGGCAUCAUCAGCCAAUCACUGCAGGAGGAGCGAUACAGGUACGAGCGCUUAGAAUAUCAGCUGAACGACCUGACAGAGCUUCACCAACAUGAGAUGACUGAUCUAAAGCAGGAGCUGGCCAGCAUCGAGGAGAGGAUCGCGUACCAGGCUCAAGAGAGGGCCAGGGACAUACAGGAGGCUCUGGAGUCGUGUCAGACUCGAGUGUCCAAGCUGGAGCUCCAGCAGCAGCAGCAGCAGACGGUGCAGAUCGAGAGCCGUGACGCCCGAGUGCUCCUGGGAAAAAGCAUCAACAUCAUGCUGGCCAUCAUCACCGUCAUCCUCGUGUGUGUCUCCACAGCUGCCAAGUUUGCCGCUCCACUGAUGAGGAGCCGGCACCAUGUGGUAGUUACCUUACUGGGAGUUUGUUUUUUGACCAUUUUCUGGAAGAACUGGGAGCGUUUACAGUACGCCAUAGACCGGUUGUUAGUGCCUGCCUGAGAAUGAAGAGUGCACAAAUAACACUUCUGAAACAUGGACGCUGUCUGGUGUCAGGAUAGGACUGUCUCAGAGGAUUGGUUGUACAAUCGUCAGUAGACACGAUCGCCACGCAUUUACAGGUCAUUGUUUUUUAAAGUUAAGCUGAAAAUUAAUUUUGGUAAUUUUUCUCUUGUGUAGAACUUGAAUGUGUUGCUAACAUUUUUCAUUUAACCUUUCAAAUAAUAUUUAUAAGAGUUAAAUGAAUUAAUAAAUGGUGUUCUCUAAGGUUUAAUAUGAGUUCAUCACAAGAAAUAGUCAAGGAUCAAGAAGGGUGGAAAGAAGUGCAUAGGAGACUUACUUUUUCCCUCCGUUUUUUGGGGAAAUAUUAUUUGAUGAGGUCAAAUAAUGCAACUGAUAAAUGUUUCUCAUAUUGCUUCCGCUUGACUUGAACAUCUGUCCAUCUGUUAAAAAAACAUUCACACACAAACAAUACCUCAAGCUUGGUAUGUUGUUGGGUAACGUUACAAAAUGCUAACGUCACCUUGGUAAGACUAAUUGGACAUUUGGGGAAAUAUGUUUAUCUCCAUUAUGCUAAAUUCCAUUUAUAUCUGUGCAAUCAAUAUGAUGCUACGGUUAGCUUUGCUUAGCAUAAACCAUGAAAAAAUGGGGAAACGGCUAGCCUGAUUCUUUGAGAAUGUAACAAAAUCCACUGAAAAGCUGACAAAUUAACACGUCUUGUUUUAUCUUUACAAAUGAACGUGUAAAAAUGACAGUUUCUGGCUUAUGUGACUGACUUUAUUCCAGGAAGUUACGGCUUCUGGCACAUACAUCUACUACAUGUCCUUUUUAGAUUUUUACACAGUUUGUGUUUAAAUGCUCCAAGGCAGAUGUUGUUGCCACCAUUACCUUUGCACAGAGACAUGCUAUCUAUUUCCCCAUAUUUUUAUUCUUUAUGUUAGAGAUAAUUGGCUACUGAUAGUAGAUUAUUUCAAACCCGGGACAUUGCAGUUAUCUGGCAUGUGCUGUAACCACUCGACUACCUAAGUGCAUAUUUAGCAUACAGACAGCAAAGUGGUAUCAAUCCACUUAUACUCUGCAAAAAAAUCAAUAAGCAUAUUUCCCCGAAUGUUAAACUAUUGCUUAAAAUGAAGAAUUUACAGUCUCAAGCACAGAGGCAAUAGACAUCCUGUUUUUAAGUGUUUUCUUUUCCUUAUACCUCUGUCGGCCCUGUGCGGUCAGUCGCCUCUUAAAGUUUUUUCUGUUUACUGUUCAAGAUGUUUUAAGUGCAAUAUGUUACAUUUCUAAGAGCACUGUUUUUAAAAUGGUAUUUUAGUAGUGAGCAUUCAUGUCAAUGUUUUACAGUGAUAGGGUGCUGUUGGUGUGGGGUGGGGGAAGUGUCAUUAAUGUUGGCAUAUGGAGAUCCAUAACCACUGAAGCCUCUGCUGGGCUCUGAUAAGACCAGCUGUCUCUCUCACUGUGUUACCGUGCUGUUGGCGUGUUAAAAUUAACACACGGAAACUCCCAGGCACACACACACACACCCAAACAACACGAAACUCAGCUCUCUUUAUGUCUUAUGGGUCUGAUGUUUUGUUUUAUUAAUAAUGUGAGUGAGAGGCGAUGGAUUAUACUGUGAUACAAAGGCCUUUUUCUGAGGAAAAAUGCAAUUCUUUUUUUGUUUUUUUUGGUUCAGCCUUCAGUACAGGCUCUGAGUGAUGAUCUACGAGCCAAUUUUUGACUGAUUAAUGUAUUAUUUUUGUCUUACUAACAUUGCCUAUGAUGAUCUCAUAUGAAGCAAAGGACCACUUUUUAAUGUUCGUCUGCCAUAAUAACAUGUUUGUGUUAAUAUUUGUUUGACUUCCUGUUGUUCUACUUACUGUAUUAUAUUUCUCUCUUCCUGUGUUGGACAUAUUUGAGGCCAUUUUGCUGAUACAUACAUAUCUGGUUUACAUUCUCUGUUCCUCUCUGAUGCACUACGUUAUCAAUCAGUUGUAUUUCAUGCAUUACGUGCCUUUGUCUUACACUUGUUAAAUUAAAAAGCCUUUUUAAUCA